Messenger RNA from Prionailurus viverrinus (fishing cat), 363 nucleotides. Its product is annotated as NADH dehydrogenase [ubiquinone] 1 beta subcomplex subunit 1-like. Gene Ontology annotation, cellular component: mitochondrion. Bases 1 to 324 code for a protein of 107 amino acids. NCBI's taxonomy places the organism in Eukaryota, Metazoa, Chordata, Mammalia, Carnivora, Felidae. The record is from RefSeq and is a predicted model, not a curated record. The transcript has 2 exons.
AUGACCAUGACAAUUAAGUCCAGUGAGUUAAAGACGCCCAGCAGAGUGCCACUGCCCAUAUUAGAGCUCUUGCAGACAAAUAAGAAGGCUCAAAAAGAUGUGCAGACUGGUCGUGGGGUCGUUUUUGGCACCAAGGCUGCAGCACUCAUGACGAACGUCACUCACAUUGCUUGUGACCACUGGGUACCUAUACUUGUGCCAAUGGGAUUUGUCCUUGGAUGUUAUCUAGACAGAAAGAAUGAAGAAAAGCUAACUGCCUUCUGGAAUAAGAGUUUGUUGUUUAAGAGGGAAUUGAGACCCAGUGAAGAAGUCACCUGGAAGUAAAGGCUAUGACUGAAUUAUAGAAUGUUCACAUUUUAAAAA